CGCUUAUCCUUUGUUGAUUAUGGAUUGCCCCUUGUGAUUGUCUGCCGGACCUCUCGCACACAGGUCAGACAUCGCAGCACACGCAUCAACGGCAGAAUCACUGCGAGUCCUCAGCUGGCGCCCAGCCGCUUGCUGGAAGAGGAAAGACGCAUCCAGGAGGACGUCCCAUCGGCUAGAAUGGAUGUGCUGGAAAGAGCGCUCCUUCCAAGCGUAUCCAGCAGAUGAGGACACGUGUGCAGGGCUUGCUAUAUAUGCUGAGAUGCCAGCUCGUAUCUGCGUCUUCUGGUAGACGGUGGUGGGGCAGCAGGGAGAACAGUAGAACCAGAAGCAAGCUGAAUAGCACAGCUUCGGGAGAGGGAGAACCUAGGAGAGUUGACAGCGGCAGAAGCGGAAGGUCGGGGUGCCUGAGUCCGACCGGCUGGGGUCGGCUUCCUCACUCAUGCUGUACUCCAGCGAGUGGGAAUGGGUGUUGGUGUUUUGGGUAUUGGUUUGCUCUGAGAAGCGAUCCCGUAGCCUGUGUUACCCUUUGUAAGGUGACCACGAGGUGCUUAUCAUGCCCCUCUCAUAAUUCCCCUUGCAGGUCAGACCACCAACAUGUCCAGCAUGGUCAGUAUUGCUUUCCCGGCGGGAGCAGUCAACGACAGCACAAGCCGAGCUGCCAGCGUCCACCAGCAGUGGGAGAAAAGGCACCUGACCCCCCACCGCUCCCUACGGUGCGAUGUGCUGGAGCUGAACUUCUAUUUCGGGUUGCGGAGGGAGCGCCGAAAGCUGUGCGCGGUGCUACGUUCCUACACGCUCGUGUUCUUGGACGACAUGAAUAUGCUGAUGACGUGCAACACCCGCGGCCGCAGGUGGACGUUCUCCGGGAAUUGAGGAGCCCGAAGCUGUUUUGCCGUAUUAUUAAUAGUGUAUUGCCGGUGCAUUGAUGGAGCGACUGAAAUAGCAGGUGGAAGAUAUGACUACCCGAGGAUUGUCUAUUCCCCUAGUACUUGCGUGCUAUUGGGGUGUUCAGUGGAUGAUAUAGAGAUGAAGAACGACGAUCGGCCUGAUGGAUGUCGGCGAUUUUGCGACCUG
Messenger RNA from Dacryopinax primogenitus, 1074 nucleotides. RefSeq lists its product as uncharacterized. The record is from RefSeq and is a predicted model, not a curated record. Lineage: Eukaryota; Fungi; Basidiomycota; Dacrymycetes; Dacrymycetales; Dacrymycetaceae. The transcript has 3 exons. Bases 595 to 873 code for a protein of 92 amino acids.